Molecule: messenger RNA, 1062 nt
Organism: Meloidogyne enterolobii
Lineage: Eukaryota; Metazoa; Nematoda; Chromadorea; Rhabditida; Meloidogynidae
Source: the annotation of a GenBank genome assembly
UUCUAUAAGUAUCAGUGGUUAUAUUCGGAAUAAUCAAGCACUCUUAUCAAUCUUAUUUGGGUUUUAUGAUUUUAUGGGCACUUUUCUGUGGCUUAUUUUAAUUAAACAAAUUUUUGUAUAUUCCUGAGAUCUAGCCUAUCCUAUACCCAAUCCAAGAAGGCUUGAAUUCAUUUUCAAGUCAUUAAACUUUUUGAUUUUUGGAACCUUUACCUCACAUCAUUAUCAACCAUUCUUUAUAAUAAUCUCAUUAAAGUUUUUAUAUUUUCCAUUUUUUUGUGAUUUGUUUUUACUCUUUUUUAAAAUUCUUCUCUAUAAUACUUUUAAAAUUUUAACAUUCCUUCUUUCAGUUUCCUCAUUUCCUUCAUGGUAGAUGCACGUGGUGGUGCAAUGAGGGGUUGCCGACAUUCGGGUGUUCGUGUAAUAAUUCCUCCUCGUAAAGCAGAAGCUCCAACUCGAAUAACUUGUCGUUAUUUGAAAAAAGAAAAAUUGCCAGUUCCUCUUCGUUUAAGUGAAGGAGAAGCUUUAGCCUCUCGUAUACUUGAAAUGGGCCCGGCAGGUGCCAAAUUUCUCGGACCUGUAAUUCUUGAAGUUCCACACUUUGCUUCUCUCAGAGGGCGUGAAAGAGAAAUUGUAAUUCUUCGCUCAGAUGACGGAAAAUUUUGGAAGGAGCACCAAUUAGAGGCAACUGAAGAUGCUGAAGUUUUAAAUGAAUCUUUUGAUGCUCAAGAAUUACAACAAUUGGAUGAAUUACACACUUCAAGAAUUACUAGAAUUUUAACUAAUGAUUUUCCAAUGUAUUUUGCUGUUGUUACUCGUGUUAGACAAGAAGUCCAUUGUGUUGGUCCAGAAGGAGGAGUAAUUCUCUCGUCUGUUGUUUCGAAUGUUCAAGCAAUAUUUCCUGAUGGUUCUUUGACUAAAACAAUUAAAGUUUCUCUACAAGCACAACCAGUCCCCCAAGAAUUGGUUACCAAACUUCAUGGAAAUAGAGUUGCCGUCUCUCCAAUUGUUACGGUUGAACCGAGAAGGCGAAAAUUUCAUAAAGUAAUUAAUUUUAGUUUUUGA